Molecule: messenger RNA, 1194 nt
Organism: Penicillium salamii
Lineage: Eukaryota; Fungi; Ascomycota; Eurotiomycetes; Eurotiales; Aspergillaceae
Source: the annotation of a GenBank genome assembly
AUGACUUCUAUACAGUUCCCUCCAGGCAUGCCUACUCGUCUACAUCGUGCCACUGAGAAGGUCAAAGUCAUGAUGAAACUCAUAACCUGGCCACCAAAGCAAGAGAAGGUGCAAGGCCCCGGCCGUUGCUACCUGAUGGAGCUGCCUACCGAGCUGUUGUUGGAGAUCGUCUCCCAUCUGACAGUGCUCCCGGAAGCUGCUCUCGCCUUAACCAACAAGCGCAUGUUCGCAAUAUCCGGCGAAAUCCUAUUCUCCAAGUCUCUCCGCUUCAGUCGAGACUUUGCGCCGCUCUUCCACCACUAUCGCAACGGACACAACUUCGUGACUCCCCGGUGGUCAUUCCUCAACCUGCUCGAAAACAGUCGGAUGAAACUCUGUUCCAAAUGCCUGAAACUCCAUCCUCGCGAUGCAUUCUCUGCCAGAGAGCUACGACGGAAGCCGGAGAAUCGCACAUGCAAUAUUGGAGAGCUAGCAGGGAUUGUCGAUUUGUGUCCCUGCAAGAAAUUAACCUUCCGCGAUAAACUUGAUCUCGCCGAUCACAUGCGAAUACGGCAGGUGACCUUACAGGCCUUGAAGUUGGAAUUUGGAGGGGCAGUCAACGACUGUUAUUGUUGGCAUACAUGCACCGAACAGUACGGCCCUACAGAAUUGAAAACGUCAUUGUAUCCAGAACUUGACGAGAACGACCAACUGGUGAUUCGCACUGAAUACCAGCUCACCACUGAGAUCGGCCAAGUUGGCAAAGAAGAGUUCAUGACGCCGCGGUUCGGUUGCGCUCAUCGGUCCGUCGACCUAUGGGUCUCAAGCGUUCACCAGACCACAAUCUGUCGCCUCUUUGACACGUUCUGCUCAUCCUGCCAACGGAUCUCCGUCUGCAGUGCAUGCGACACAAUCCUGAAAUGCCCACGAAAAGCGCCUUUCCAUUCCGAAAAAUCCGGCAAAGCGACAUAUUCGUUCUCAACGGAACGAUCUCUCGGGGGCACAAGUCCGGUCCCGGAUUCGACAUGGGCGGCGCAGAGAAUUCACCCAGCCGAACCUUCCAUCGGUGUCGAUAACUGCAACGAGCUCUGUCCAUGGACGGUGCGGGCCCAUCCGGCGCUGUCUUUCGCGCCCAGUAUAGAACAGGAAAUCCUUGAUCCUGGAAUAGGUAAUCAACCCAUCAGUCAGCUUUACACCUCCAUCAACAUGAUUUAA